Racocetra persica is the source of this 310-nucleotide messenger RNA. NCBI's taxonomy places the organism in Eukaryota, Fungi, Glomeromycota, Glomeromycetes, Diversisporales, Gigasporaceae. The record is from the annotation of a GenBank genome assembly.
UAUGCACAAUGAUGAUGUUGCAUGUGGAAUACUUACUACACAAUUAAUUAAUUAUAAAAGCAGAGAUUAUCCAUUCGACUUUGGCUACGAUUUAUCUAAAACACCCAGUUUAUGGUGGGGUGUAAUAGAGGAUGAUUACCCCUAUCUUCAGAAUCUUUCAAAUAAUGACAAACUUGAAAUCGGCCUAAUAGUUGAUUUUUCACAUGCAAAUUUUGGUGGGCAAGGUAAUGCUAAAGAAUUAUCUCGUACAACACAAAGAAGUGGUAAUAUGAAAUUUGAUUCUGUAGCAAUUGUAGAAAGAGAAUUUUAA